This is a messenger RNA of Salvia miltiorrhiza (redroot sage), 692 nucleotides long. RefSeq names its product squamosa promoter-binding protein 1. The record is from RefSeq and is a predicted model, not a curated record. Lineage: Eukaryota; Viridiplantae; Streptophyta; Magnoliopsida; Lamiales; Lamiaceae. Gene Ontology annotation, molecular function: DNA-binding transcription factor activity; DNA binding. The transcript is spliced from 2 exons. Bases 1 to 402 code for a protein of 133 amino acids. Gene Ontology annotation, biological process: flower development. Gene Ontology annotation, cellular component: nucleus.
AUGGAAACCAGCAAGGAAGAAGGGAAGAGGAUCCUCCUGGUACCUGAAUUGGAUGAGGAAGGUGAAGAUGACGAAGAUACUGGAGAAGAUAGCAAGAAAAAAGGAGCCUUGACUCCCUCCAAAAGAAGAGUAUCUGGUGCAGGAGGAUCAACACAGCGUUCUUGCCAGGCAGAAGACUGCACCGCUGAUAUGGCUGAUGCCAAGCCUUACCAUCGUCGACAUAAAGUUUGUGAAUUUCAUGCCAAGGCUGCAGUGGUUCUUCUUUCCGGCUUAAGACAGCGUUUCUGCCAGCAGUGCAGCAGGUUUCACGAAUUAUCAGAGUUUGAUGAAGCUAAAAGAAGUUGUCGCAGGCGUUUGGCAGGGCACAAUGAGCGACGGCGCAAGAGUUCGUAUGAUUCUUAAUGAAAAGAGACGUAACGAAAUAAUUUGGUUUCUAGAGGAAGGCAAAUUCACUGAAUCUAAGAUUAAUGAGGACGGCCUUACAAUGAGCCCUACUCCUCCUGAGGAUUCAGUUUGCUCUCUAUCUUCUGUCAAUUGCUGGAUUUCUUCCCACAAAGAACCAGCUCAGUUUGUAUGAGUCAAAUAUUUUGUAACCGUCUCUUGAACUUGUGGUUUGAUUGGUAUUGACAACAUAUGUCAUGCCACCUAAGGAAGCUACCAAAAUAAUGUCAAACCUCCUUUGAUUAGCUUUA